Messenger RNA from Chlamydomonas reinhardtii, 1487 nucleotides. RefSeq lists its product as uncharacterized. The transcript has 3 exons. The coding region runs from base 439 to 1143 and encodes 234 amino acids. The record is from RefSeq and is a predicted model, not a curated record. NCBI's taxonomy places the organism in Eukaryota, Viridiplantae, Chlorophyta, Chlorophyceae, Chlamydomonadales, Chlamydomonadaceae.
CUCAUGCGCCGGGAUGCCAGGGUGCUGUAGGGUAAACUUCUGCCUCUGAGGCUAGGUGGUACCAAUGCUCUUUACACAAGUCCAUGAAUGUUGCGUGGUUGGUCAAUGAGUUCAAGUGCUUCGGUCUGAUCGGGCGAGCAGUCCCCUGGAGGGGAAGCAGCUGGGCGACGCUGGGCGCCGUGUGGGCUCAUGCAGACAAAGCACACUCUGACUCCACUUUGUAUUGUUUUGCUCUAGCAGUUUCACGCUACAUCUGAACCGCUGUAUCAUAUUAGCUGGCUCGGUAUUCUCGGCAACACUAAAAGACUGAGGCGCUUCGCUCCAGGACCUCGCUCGCUGCCCUUGCAUCGAUUGAGGUUAACUUGAGACAUCCUACUCACGUAUAUCUCAUCCUGUUAGCUUGCUGCGUUGCGCAUUUGCGCUGCAAGGCUCGAGACGAUGGCGGGGCGAGACGGCCUGUCGAACGUGUGGCAGCAAACGGAAGCGGAUGUAGAGGCCAUGCGAGCACAUGUACAAGCGGUGAUAUCGGGCGGCAGCAACGAGGCCGCUGAGAAGGCGGCUCUGGAGCAGCUGCGGCAGCUGGCGGCCCGCGUCAAGCUGUUCUCCAACCUUGCCCGCACGGCCAGCCAAGAGCAGGAGCGCCAGGCAUCAGCCGCCACCAGCCAGGCAGUAGCACACAUGGCGGCGGCGGCGGUGGUGCAACACCAGCAACAAGGACAGCAAGCGCAGGGUCAGGCUCAGGGCCAGGCAGGGUCGGAGCAAGCGAUGGAGGCGGCCAAGCAGCACCUGCGGGCCAUCCAGGCGGUGGCGGCGGCGCAGGCGGCCAAGGCGGCAGCGGCACGGAUGAGCCCGGAUGCCAUGAAGGCGGCGGUGGCGGGUGCGGCGUCGGGACUGGCGGCAAGGGCCGGGGCGGAGACGCAAGCAGAAGCAGCAGCAGCAGCGGCGGCGGCUGUAACGCCGGGCGAGGCGGCGGCUCAGCAGCAGCCGGCCCUGUUCGCGACCGCCUUCAACGCGGCGCAGCUCCAGGCGGCGGCGCAGCAGGCGGCGCUCGUACGUGCGCAGUUGGCGCGCCAGCAGCAACAAGCAGCGGGAGUCGGGGCGCCCGGAGCUCCAGCGGUGAUAGGGAAACCUGCAGGAGAGUAGUGUAGUGGGAUGAGAGAUUGACGAUGGGGUAUCGGCGGUCCCAGGGCCCAAAGCGUGGGGCCAAAGCCACGCGAGGAAGGCCGAGAGUGUUAUGUGCUGGUGGUGCUGCUAUUGACGUUAUCCCUUGCACGUUGAUAGCGCUGUCUGCCGGCGUUGUAUGAGACUUGAAGUCAGGGGCGAGGCGGUGAGGAGGGCGAGGCGGCAGGGCGGGGGCUGCGGCGUGACCCCACUUGGCCCGAUGUGGGGUACGGCUGGUCUCGAGCGCGCUGCCAAGUGCAGGCGACUUUCUACGUGAGUCCUUACUUUAAGUCCUGACGAUCCUCAGGCAACCACUCGCUCAGCGC